Messenger RNA from Oncorhynchus tshawytscha (Chinook salmon), 896 nucleotides. RefSeq names its product copper transport protein ATOX1. Gene Ontology annotation, biological process: copper ion transport. The transcript has 4 exons. Gene Ontology annotation, cellular component: cytosol. The record is from RefSeq and is a predicted model, not a curated record. Lineage: Eukaryota; Metazoa; Chordata; Actinopteri; Salmoniformes; Salmonidae. Bases 190 to 399 code for a protein of 69 amino acids. Gene Ontology annotation, molecular function: copper chaperone activity; metal ion binding.
GCUCUCAUCCCACUAACGUUAUACAUGUGAAUUUUGCCUCAAAAAUGCCAAGUUACUUUCACCAAUAUCUAGCAAAGUGUUGAUGGUCCCUAACUUUGAUGACGCUAGCCCGGCAGCAACACAUUCACUACCUAGUCGUGCAAGCUUUGAAAGAGGCGAACGUCAAUUGAUCUUGAACUCAACCACAACAUGACGACCAAGCACGAAUUCUUUGUGGACAUGACAUGUGAGGGAUGCUCUGGGGCAGUCACCCGAGUCCUCAAUAAACUGGGUGGUGUCCAAUUUGAGAUCGACCUCCCCAACAAGAAGGUUUUCAUUGAGUCUGACAAGGACACGGACGUGCUUCUGGAAACACUUAAGAAGACUGGAAAGGCGGCUAACUACAUCGGCCCCAAGUGACGAUUCAUCCUCUUUUCUCUAUAGAACAGCUGUUGGUUGGUGCUGAUAUGAAGGAUGAUCAUGAGAAGAAAGAUCCCUGGCUGACAUGUCUUCAUGGACCACUGGAAUGAGCUUGUACUGCCAAGCUGUCCACUUUCAGUCAUUUAAGCACUAUUAUUGAUGUGUCCCAAAUGCCACUAUAAAGGCCCAGGUCCAAAGUAGGGCACUGUAUACGGAAUAGAGUACCCUCUUUUGGGAUGAAUCCACUGUGAAUAUCCAGUGUGAUUGAUGCGCAGGAUUAAAUAUAUCAUGUUAUCUAUAUGGGUUAACUUUACCGCAGGGAAAUGAAAGGAUGUAAAGAUCGCUGUCUCUGCUUUGUCUUAAUGAAAGCACCUAUUGUAAUUCACAUUGAUUUGGGGGGAACGGCAACCAUCUUGUAUUACGUUUUCCUUUCGCUGUCUGAAUAUUGUUCAUGUUUACCCACAUGUCAAAUAAAAAAAAAACGGUGAUUCUAGCUA